Oryza sativa Japonica Group (Japanese rice) is the source of this 2590-nucleotide messenger RNA. RefSeq names its product transcription repressor OFP12. NCBI's taxonomy places the organism in Eukaryota, Viridiplantae, Streptophyta, Magnoliopsida, Poales, Poaceae. The record is from RefSeq and is a predicted model, not a curated record. Gene Ontology annotation, biological process: negative regulation of DNA-templated transcription.
ACAUAAAUCUAAUGGUGGUAAAUAAUGGGUCCAUCUAGUUUAAUGAAAAUCAAUGGCUAGAGAAUUUUUAGAAAUUUCUCUAAUUUAUUAUAGUGACACGUGGCGGUUUGGAAGCGUUUGUAGGAUGACACAUGGCGGAUUGGAGGCGGAUUGGGAGCGUUCGUAGGAAGUUUAAUAGACUUUUAGUAUAUAAUAGAUACUUCUCGAGAUAAAUACCUAAUAAUGGAGGUAUUUGCGACAAAUAUAUUACUAGUUCUCAACAUAUCCGGUUCAUGCAUAAUCAAAUAUUGGGUUUCUUCGGUUACAAAUCAGUAAACACUUCUUCAAGCAAAUCAUAGCGUUCGUAGGAAGUUUAAUAGACUUUUAGUAUAUAAUAGAUACUUCUCGAGAUAAAUACCUAAUAAUGGAGGUAUUUGCGACAAAUAUAUUACUAGUUCUCAACAUAUCCGGUUCAUGCAUAAUCAAAUAUUGGGUUUCUUCGGUUACAAAUCAGUAAACACUUCUUCAAGCAAAUCAUAGCGUUCGUAGGAAGUUUAAUAGACUUUUAGUAUAUAAUAGAUACUUCUCGAGAUAAAUACCUAAUAAUGGAGGUAUUUGCGACAAAUAUAUUACUAGUUCUCAACAUAUCCGGUUCAUGCAUAAUCAAAUAUUGGGUUUCUUCGGUUACAAAUCAGUAAACACUUCUUCAAGCAAAUCAUUAAUGAAGCACAUCACGUGGAAACAAUAUGCACCGUCCACUCCACUCGCAAAGUCAUUUCGCACAUCUCUGGACGUAUCUCCACCGUCCAUAUCAUAUCAUGCACCAAAGAAUUUUUUUUUUAUUUACUAACUGCAUCCAUGAGAUACCCAAAUUUGAAAGCAGUCAAUUAAUUCAAUUCAAUUCAACUCACUGCAGCAGUGGUACUAGCAUGAGUAUUAGCCAUGGUCCAACGGGCAAAAAAAAAAUUGAAAAAAGAAAUCACUCCAAUUUCUAAGAGCGAGUACUUCAAGUCAACUGUAAACACAUGUAGAGGAGAGAAGAAAAGUUUUAUAGCCAGCUGCAGUAUGAACUCCAGGUGGGACCACAUAUAUUAAUGGUUUAUAGAUAACUAUUAUACGAAUAUACUAUUAAAUUAGCUAUAAAUGAUAUGGACCCAGUAGUUGGCUAUACUAUUAAACUUGCUUUAAAAUUUCUGUGUGAUGAUGGGGAUAAAUAACGGGGAAGAUGGUGAUUACAUAUUAUGUUGCUAAUUAGAAAUUAGGGAGUGUGAUUAGCCUCUAAUUGGUAAUUAGAGGCCGCCUUCUCUCUCCUCCUAUAUAGAGGCGGGACACGCCGCUGUCUCCGUCUCUCUCGUACGUGUCUCUCGCUCUAAUUAGGGAAGCCUCCAUCGCCAUUGCUUCUCUCUCUCUCUCCUUGAGCUUUCCUGUCUCUUUCUCUUCGCGGUCUAAUUAGAGGUUGGGGAUGAUGCCAAGGAACGCGGCGGAGCGCGCAAUGGCGGGGUGCUUGCCCACCGCCGGGCUCCGGCGGGCGCUGACGCUGCCGUCGCCGUCGCCGGCGGCGGCGGUGGGCCAUGAGGAGGGGUCGUCGACGUCGGCGGCGUCAACAACGGUCGGGACGGGGGUCGCCCCCGUCGUCGUCGUCGGCGUCGACCUCGUGCCGGCCUUUCUUGACGACCUUGAUCCGCCGCUGUACCUUGAUGAUGUCGAGGCGGAGGCCGACGCCGGUGGGUUGUCCACCGCCAUCGCCUCACGCCGGCUGUUCUUUGAGUCGCCCGGACGGUCGAACUCCAUCGUGGAUUCCGCCGAGCACCCCGCCGCCGCCGCCGCCGCCGUCGUCCCCCGCGGCAACGGAGGCGCCAGCACGUCGUCGUCGUCGUCGUCGGGGCGUCCUGCCGCCGCGCCUAGCCGCGCGGCUGCUGCGGCGACUGGUAAGGGAGUGCGCGUGUGCGGCGACGAGCAGGCGCGGCCGGUCCCGGUGUCGACGGCCGCGCCGCGGGAGGAGUUCCUCAAGUCGAUGACGGAGAUGGUGGACGCCAUGGGGCUCGAUGUCGCGCGCCGCGGCGGCGACCGCGCCCGCCUCCACGAGCUGCUCCUCUCCUACAUCGCGCUCAACGACCGCGACGCGCUCCCGGACAUCCUCGGCGCGUUCACCGACCUCCUCCUCGCCCUCAACGCCCAUGGUCCCGCCGCCACCCCCGCCGACGGCGUCGUCCGAGAACGCGGCGGCGGCGGCGACGCAAGGAGGAAGGCAUAGCGAUCGAUCGAUCCAAUGCCGGCCUCGCCGCGCCGGCGAGCGCCGCGCGCCGCCGUCGUGCGCGCGCGCGUGAAAUGAGCUUCUAGAAGGAUUAGAGAAAAGGGCCAAUGGCGUUUAAGUCUGAAGUGUAACGAACAUCUGUUAUUUGUGUCGCUCUUGUGCCAUCUCCUUGAUUUUUUUUUUCAUUUUUUAAUAUCUUUGAUUUUUUAUUUUACUUUUUUUUUUGUUGGUGUGCAUACCUUAGCUUGCUGAUGUAGGACAUGUCCACUGUAAUAUACUCAUACUAGAUUAACUUAUAAUUAGGGCACAAUAAUUGAUUUGAUUUUAAGAGUUUCAUAAACAUGAGUGCUUCUGAUC